Molecule: messenger RNA, 3537 nt
Organism: Gambusia affinis (western mosquitofish)
Lineage: Eukaryota; Metazoa; Chordata; Actinopteri; Cyprinodontiformes; Poeciliidae
Gene: dgat1a
Product: diacylglycerol O-acyltransferase 1a
Exons: 17
Coding region: 252-1823 (523 amino acids)
Biological process (GO): triglyceride biosynthetic process
Cellular component (GO): endoplasmic reticulum membrane
Molecular function (GO): diacylglycerol O-acyltransferase activity
Source: RefSeq, a predicted model, not a curated record
CAAGCCAGAUAGGGGGAUGUUUGCUCAAUAAACGAAGGUCUGGCAACCGAAGAGUCAAAUGCACCUUGAGCUUUAGUGGUAGCCUAAUAAAGCGCCUCUUUAUUUCUGUACUAGUACUGGCAUAGAUCUCCAAGGAGGGAAGUGUUCAGCUGCUGUUUGUUCUGCUGACAAAGAGAGAGAAAAAGGAGCGACGACAGUAAUGUAUUAGCAAUGUCUGAUAGAUAGAAACUGCGUGACUGAAUCCUGCAGAAAUGAGCGACACGAAAGGGCCCGCAGCACGCAGAAGGAGGACUACCAUCUCCGGUGGUGGAGGAGCUGGCAGCGUGAAACAAGCCAACGGCACCAAGGGGCAUGAUGCCGGGGGGAAACCUCCACAGUGUCCCGCUGGAGUCAAAGCAGCGGCGCCGGAGGUUUCCAAGCAGCACGCCAGUCACAAUGGGAAUGUGGGCAGAGAAGAGUCGGGGAAAAGGCAGCAGCAGUCCCGUAACAGUCCGAGGAAGGAAAGCAGUGCGUUGGAAGAUAUCAACGGCCGACUCAGCUGCCAUGUCCUGCAGGAAUCUCUCCUGAGCUCAGCCAGCGGUUACAGCAACUACAGAGGAAUCCUAAACUGGUGUGUUGUUAUGCUGAUGCUCAGUAAUGCACGACUCUUCUUGGAGAACAUCAUCAAGUAUGGCAUCCUAGUAGAUCCAAUCCAAGUCGUGUCUCUUUUCUUAAAGGACCCCUACAGCUGGCCAGCAGCCUGCCUGAUUAUUGUGUCCAACCUGUUCAUCUUGACAGCCUUGUACGUAGAGAGGCGUCUGGCAGUGGGUACGAUCUCUGAAACUACUGGAAGGAUUCUUCACAUUUUCAACCUCACAUUCAUGCUGACCUUCUCCUCUGCCACGGUCCUCUCUGUGACCUCCAUGACCCCAGUGGGUGGCGUUUUUUCUCUAGGAAUCUACACUGUGCUGUUUCUCAAGCUUUACUCUUAUCAGGACGCCAACAGGUGGUGCAGAGAAAUCAGACAAGCCAAAGCCAAAAGCUUAACGCGCUCAUAUUCAUGUCCAGAUGUUCAGCAGUCGAACGGCUCAGCAGUUCAUCCUCUGGUCUCCUACCCAGGAAACCUCACACACAGAGACAUGUACUACUUUGUUUUUGCCCCAACUCUGUGCUACCAGCUCAACUUCCCUCGAUCUCCACGGAUACGUAAACGGUUCCUGAUAAGAAGGCUUUUUGAAAUGCUUUUUCUUAUGCAGUUGUUGGUGGGAUUGAUACAGCAGUGGAUGGUUCCCACAAUUCAAAAUUCUAUGAAACCGUUCCGGGAAAUGGAUUUUUCUCGGAUGGUGGAGCGAUUGCUCAAAUUAGCAGUCCCCAACCAUCUUAUAUGGUUAAUAUUCUUUUACUGGUUUUUCCAUUCCUCUAUGAACUUUGUGGCAGAACUGCUGCAGUUUGGAGACAGGGAGUUCUACAGGGACUGGUGGAACUCUGAGACCGUCACAUAUUUCUGGGCUAACUGGAAUAUGCCCGUUCACAAAUGGUGCCUGAGACAUUUCUACAAGCCGAUGCUAAAAAGAGGGACCAACAAGUUUCUGGCUCAAACUGCCGUCUUCUUAGUUUCUGCUUUCUUCCACGAGUACCUGGUUAGCGUUCCUCUGAAGAUGUUCAGACUUUGGGCCUUUAUGGGAAUGAUGGCUCAGGUUCCUCUGGCUUGGUUUGUGGGUCGCUACCUGAACGGGAACUACGGCAACGCGGCCGUCUGGCUCUCGCUCAUCAUUGGGCAGCCCAUUGCGGUGCUGAUGUAUUUCCAUGACUACUAUGUUAUUCAUCAUGGAAGCACUAAGUAGCCCAGGAGAAAAAAAAAAAAUUGAGAUGAGCCGAAAGGAAAAUGUGAAGCCAGAGAUUUUCCUGCUUUAAUUUUUGCACUUUGAGGGGACAGGACCACAACAUGUUGGGAAACAAUGUAGGACAUUUACAUGACGGGAACUUUCACCUUUUGUCAACUUCUAAUCAAACUAAACCUCCAGAUGCAGCGCCACCAUCUGUUCAUUUCAUCUUUUAUGAUUUGAUCCUGGACUCAAACUGAAUCCCCUCUUUGAUGAAUGUCAAAGGACAGGAUUCCCUGUUUUGUUUUUGUUUUUUGUUUGUUUGAAGCUGGAUAUUUGCUUCAAAUUUUGUAAGUUCCACCAAAGAUGCAUUUUGCGAACCUCUUAGUUGAAGUCCAUAUUAUCUAGACUUAAAAAAACACUUCAGCAUUUUGUGAGGACGCCGCUCCGCUUGAAAACUUACACUCAUCAGGUGCAAUAGAUAUGAACCACUGCCAGGCAAACGCAUCCAGAAGUGAAUCUUGCUUCUUUUAAAUGAGAUUUGCUUCUGUGUAAGUGGCCAAAAAGUCACUGUCUUUUUUUUUUUUUUUUUUUUCCACUCUGGAAAGUAAGGCUAAAAACAUCAGGAGUCCCGAUUUUGAAGUUGACCACAGCUUACCUUUAAUUCCAAUAAUGUUCAUCUUAUUUCUGCAAUACAGUAUUAUAUAUUAUUAUUAUUGUUAAAAUGAUCUUUCUACUGAUUUAUAAGUAAGCAGGCGUCCCUUCCCAGAAGAACUGAAUGGACCAAGGACAAUAAUGUGGAGUAAUUUAACCAAUCAUGACUCUGCAUAGUGAACCGAUUCCUCUGUGUUCUGCACAUUUUAACUGUCAAAUGAUUUCAUGCUUUAAAAAAAUGUUCUGUUAUAUUUUGCUGCAGUGCCAUUUUUUUUCUUGUUUUUUUUUUUUUUUUUCAUUUUUUGCACUUUAGAGAGAUGCAUGCUAUUGAAAAAAAGCAAUAGAUUUCUAUGAAUGUACCAUCUUAAGCUGUAUAAUUAUUACCUUAGAAAAGAAUGUUAGUUUAAGUUAUAUUCUGACAUGUUGAAGUUUCCUAAUAUUAUGAUAAAAGCAAAGAGUUCUUGCAGUAUUUGAUCUUAUUGCCAUCACAGCCUGACACUGUUGCCUGCAAAUAUUUUGCAGCAAAUUAAAAUAUAAUUUUGCAUUUGUCUUUCAGAAAACACCUACUAGAUUUCUCUAUCAGAAACAAGUGCCUGUUAUAAGUGAAUAUUUAAAUUAUAAGUUAUGCCAAAACUUUCAGUUGUUGUAAUUUAAAUAGUGUUUUUUUUUCUGGGGGGUUUUUCUGUAACUUAUUUUGAAAACAAGAUUUGAAUUAAAUUGUAAUGCAAUAAUCCUGUUUUAGGAGUAUUUCAAUAAUUUCCUGGCUCACUUUGAUCCACUUGUGUCAAAUCUGACUAAAUGAUGGCAGCAAAGUAAAUUUAAAGAAGAAUCUUUCCAGAGGCACAGAUGGCAAAGUUUACAGUCGUUUGUUUUGACUAAAACAUACCCGAGGUAAUUUUAGUUGAGGAAUUUUGAGUUUAUAUUGACUGAAUUAUUGGAUACAACUUGGAAAAUGAAUGAAUUUCUUAACAGAUUUGUUUGUACCGUGUUAAGGAGUCUAGGUAAAACAACUGUUUUGUAAAUUGUUUUCUUAUUGGUUGAAAACUUUUUCUGCUGUCUGAUUAAAGAUGGUUUCCAUCUG